CGCAAACGCACGCAACGCAACGCAAACGCGUCGAGUGUGAAUUUUUCAUCUUUUUUUGAAAUUAAUUUACAAUUUAAAUUCGUCGACUAAGGACUGCAAAAUAUAAAAAGCUCGAACGUCGCGAUCUUUGGUGUCAAAGCAACGCGAGAUGUCGUCAACUCUGCUUCGAAUCCCGCUGCUUGUGCUGCUGCUGCUUCAGCUUCAGCUGAGCUCGGGAAGAAUCUUUGAGCGUUGUGAAUUAGCUGGACUCCUGCAGCAACGCUAUGGACUGCCGCCGUCUCAGGUGGCCACCUUGGUCUGCAUUGCCCAGCACUCGAGUGACCUCAACACCGCAGCCUUUGGCGGUGGCAGCGGUCCAGGUGGCGGCUCCCACGGCAUCUUCCAGAUCAGCGAUGUCUACUGGUGUUCGCCACCGGGUCAGGGUGCGGGUUGUGGAUUGAACUGUGCUUCGUUGAGGGAUGAUGACAUUGCCGAUGAUGUUUUGUGUGUGAGGAAGAUCUUUGUCGAGCAUCAACGCAUCUCUGGCGAUGGCUUCACAGCUUGGCAAGCUUACGGAGCUUAUUGUCGCCAGGAUGCGUCUUCGUAUGUGAGUGGAUGUGGCUUAGCGGGUGCUCCUCACAAAGCGUUGCAAGUGGCUGCCUCGUAUCAGCAACCACAGCAAGCAACAACAGCUGUUGGCUAUCAUCAUCAACAGCUUUAUCAACCAGUUGCCCCGUCCUAUCAUCGACCUCAGGUUCAAGGAAAAAUCUACAGUCGCUGUGAACUCGCUCAGGAACUUUACUAUCAACACAAGCUGCCCAUGCAACAGAUUCCCACCUGGGUGUGCAUUGCCCAGCACGAAUCCUCUUACAACACGGCAGCAGUGGGUCGCCUCAAUGCCGAUGGCAGCGCUGAUCACGGAUUGUUUCAGAUCAGCGAUCUCUUCUGGUGCACACACGAUCAGCGCGGAGGCAAAGGAUGUCGCGCCUCUUGCGAUCAGUUCCUCGACUCGAGCAUUGCGGAUGAUGUGCAGUGCAUUCGUCGCAUUCACGAGGAGCACACGCAAAUCUCUGGCGAUGGUUUCACCGCGUGGACUGUUUACAAUCGGGACUGUCGCAAUCAGCACUACGAACAGGUUGCUGCCUGCUUUGCCAAGCCUCAGGUGGUCUCCCAUCAUCCGAAUGCCAUUGAACAUUCGGGAGGUGGUAAAAUUGGCAGCUAUGCUUAUCAGGCGGCAACCACGCCCAAUCCUUACUACCGCCCCAGCACGAAGGUUGUCUCAUAUCAGGCCACCUCCAGCUAUCAGGGCAAUCCCUUUUUACGUCCUCGUCUGCCUCAGUCUUCGUCGGUUCAGUCGCAUCCCAAUGCAAUUGGCUUUGCACAGAAACCACAUCAAGUGACAGCCGCAAAUCCAUUGCUCAACUACAAACAACAACAACAACACACAACACCUAAACAACAAUACUACCAACAACAACUACACUAUCAACAGCAACAACUACACUAUCAGCAACAACAACAACACUAUCACACGACACUCAAGCGAGCUGGAUUUAGCCACUUGGGUGUGCAUCGCCGAGCAUGAAUCCUCCUUUAAUACGGCUGCUGUGGGUCGACUCAACACCGAUGGCAGCGAAGAUCACGGCUUGUUCCAGAUCAGCGAUCUCUACUGG
Messenger RNA from Drosophila nasuta, 1652 nucleotides. RefSeq lists its product as uncharacterized. The transcript is spliced from 2 exons. NCBI's taxonomy places the organism in Eukaryota, Metazoa, Arthropoda, Insecta, Diptera, Drosophilidae. Gene Ontology annotation, molecular function: lysozyme activity. The record is from RefSeq and is a predicted model, not a curated record. The coding region runs from base 149 to 1564 and encodes 471 amino acids.